Arachis ipaensis is the source of this 1765-nucleotide messenger RNA. Its product is annotated as zinc finger protein WIP3. The record is from RefSeq and is a predicted model, not a curated record. Gene Ontology annotation, cellular component: nucleus. NCBI's taxonomy places the organism in Eukaryota, Viridiplantae, Streptophyta, Magnoliopsida, Fabales, Fabaceae. Gene Ontology annotation, molecular function: DNA-binding transcription factor activity. Gene Ontology annotation, biological process: anatomical structure development; regulation of gene expression.
AAAAAAGAAAGAAAAAGUAAGGGGUAAAAAAAAAAAGUUGCAUAAAGGCUUCCUUUUAUAUAUAAGUGCUGGCUUUUUCUGACACAAAUUAAAGUUUUGGAUAUAUAGCAGCUCCUCCGAUCCUUUUUUGAAGUGAUCAGAGCCAGGAUUUGAUUUCACAAAUCAAGGGACUCACUCGCUCUUUCCUUCUUUCUCUCUCUGAAAUGGGUUUGAGGGAAAAUAAGAAUUUAUACCGUCACAAUAAUAAUAACAACCCAAGUUUCAUUGAGUGGCUCAAACCAUCUUCAUCUCUAACUAGUUCACUAUUUUUAUCAUCACAAACUCCACCUCCCUGUGUCACUGAUGAACACCGAGAAACUAUAGAGUUUUUUCCCAUUUUAAAGAAGAAGGAAGAAGAAGAAGACGAAGAAGGUAUUGAGGUGAAAGAAGAGAAGGUGGAACAACAACAACAGUUGAUGACUGUGGCUUUGCACAUUGGAUUACCAACAAACAACACAGUAGGAGUUGUUGCUGCUGAUGAUGAUGAGAAAAAGAAGGUUUUGCAUGUUAAGGAGGAGGAAGAAAAAGAAAAAGAAAAAGAAGAAGAAGAAGAAGAAGAAGAAAAGUUAUUGGAGAGAAGAUUAUUGGAGAAUUGGUGGUUAAAGCAGGAAGAGAAUAAGAGGUUUUGGAUACCAAGUCCUUCACAAAUCCUUGUUGGACCUAUGCAGUUUGCUUGCUCCAUUUGCAGCAAAACUUUCAACAGAUAUAACAAUAUGCAGAUGCAUAUGUGGGGGCAUGGUUCGGAAUUCAGGAAAGGGCCAGACUCACUGAGAGGAACACAACCUGCGGCAAUGCUAAGGCUACCAUGUUAUUGUUGUGCACAAGGUUGCAAGAACAACAUCAACCAUCCAAGGGCAAAGCCAUUGAAGGAUUUCAGAACUCUGCAAACACACUACAAGAGAAAGCAUGGCACCAAGCCCUUCAUGUGUAGAAAAUGUGGCAAAACAUUUGCUGUUAAAGGUGAUUGGAGGACUCAUGAGAAGAACUGUGGUAAGCUUUGGUAUUGCACUUGUGGUUCCGAUUUCAAGCAUAAGAGGUCCCUUAAGGAUCACAUUAGAUCCUUUGGUAAGGGUCACUCUCCUCAUCCUUCUCUUGAAGGUUUUGAGGAUGAGAAGGAAUGCAUUACCACUGGCUCUGAUGAAGAUGAACCUAAGUAGUUCAAUUAAAUUCCUCCUAUUUAAAUAUAUAUAUAUACACCAUCUAAUAACUAACAUUAUAUAUUCCCAUGCAUAAUUAAGUUAUAUAUAUAUAUGUCAUGGUUUUAAAUUAUGGUUGCAGUUGUAAUGCUUGGAAAUAAUGUUGAUACAAAAAGUAUUACAACAAUGAUAGAUGUAACUUCAAUUUAAAACCAUGAUUUCUGCACUAGCUUGUGCUCAGUAACAAAAAAUUCUCAGCAAUAUUGAUGCUUGUGGGGCAUGAAAAUAUAGGGAGCGGUUUGCUACCGAGCACUUAGCUUAAUUGCAGCUUUAUUAAUUUUAUAUAUAGAGAGAGAUAUGCAUGGAUGAUGAUUGAUGAGUUAGUUUGCUUAUUUGAUUGUUGAUUAAUGAAUAAGAAGGUUAUCUCAAGUGAUGAAGCAUAUGAAUUUUCUUCGAAUAUCAGAAUUAAUUAGCAUGUAUGUGUGCCUGUAUUUGAACGAAGGAAAUUUAAAUGCUUCAUUACUGAACUACUAUGUAAUCCUCGGAUAUUAUUGUUAAGAACUUAAUUAAAGUGUUUGAAAUCUUUCUCA